ACGUAUGAAGUUCAAUCAUCCCUGAAGUUGAACGAACGAACACACGUAAGGCAUUAUGUUUUACCCUCGACUCCAGAAGAGCACUAUAAAUACAAGUGACGUUGGUGUUGAAUCUCUAGUCGGCGGGUCUGACAUCCUCACGCAUCAAGAUGAAAUUCGCGUUUGUUCUACUUCUCGUCAUAUUCGUGACUGAUGUUACGCCAAUUUUGGAAGAGGUAUCUGACAUCAUCUUCAAGAAAUAUGCAACCAUGAAGAUUAUGGAAGAUUGCUAUGGUAAAGAAGCUGUAAAUAAUAUGCUAAGCGAAGUCGCAUUAGCAUAUGCGCGUUGCCGUGGCAAACCAUCAUUUCUUCCUAUUUUGGAACAAAUCGGAUCUUUUAAUUUGGAACAAGCAUCGGAAGAACCUCAAGUAACCCAGACAGAGUCACUUACAGAGCCUCUUACAGAUCCCCCUACCACUACUACUACGACUUCCACCACAAGUACUACUACUCCUACUCCUGACACUUCGGUUAAGCAAGUUCCAUAUGCCGUCUAUCGACCCCCUGCAGUCAAAAUCCCUCAGGAAGUCGUCGAUCAAUAUCCUCCAUUUGGAUAUGAUGAUCCUCGUUUCUGGCUUGGUUAUUUUCCGCCAAAUAGAAGACUCCAGUUCCAACAGAGAUUCCCUUACGGGGAUUCUGGCUACUAUUAUGGCGGACCCGUGAGCCCAGGAGCCUAUCGCUGGAAACGUGCAGAACACCGAACAUUGCCGGAGGACAAUCAGGAGAUUGUUGAAGAAUUGCCUGUGGUCACAGAGGGUUCGCAACCGACAGGACCCUUUGCAUUUCCUUUUGCUAACAACAUGUUUUCUAAACAUGAAGCUAUCCUCGGAAACGCAACCUGUGUAAUGAAAGAAAUCGGGUUUAUUGGAGAUGACAUGCAGCCGAAUUAUAGUAACAUCCGGAAGCGUAUUGACAACCUUCCCGUCACUGCGGAACUUAAAGCUGAUCUCAUUGACGGGAUUGAAACAUGCCAACAAUUUAUAAGCUGUAUUCCCACAAAGACAUAUAGCGACAUCCCAGUUUUAAGGGAAAUGGUCACUCCAUACGCCUUCUUUAAGUGUUUCAAAGGAAGGAAAAUUGAAGCGUGCAUGAAGAAAGAUCUUAGAGAAAAAUUUGUCUCACUACUCACAGGUCUUCCUGCCAGUCGUGGAAAGCAAAUGAGAGAUGAAACCGCCUCGGAAGUACAAGCAAAUAUGGAUGGCGUGUUUAAUAUGAUUUAUGGUUUCGAUAUGAACUCACGUUCUACCAGUUUUUUCUAAUUGGGGUUGACAGGGGUGUUACUAACCGCUGAUGUGUUUUCACCUUUUUUUGUUUUUUAAUUAAACCACUCUAGGGCAACCGGUUUUAUUAUGUGACGGGCUGACGGUUGUUUGUUUUAUAUUAUUUAUAAACCGGUUGCCAUACUAUUUAAAAUAUUUCCCUCGAUUUGAGUUUUAUCAUGAUGAAAAAGAAUAAAGCUUUAAACUUUGA
Messenger RNA from Daphnia magna, 1509 nucleotides. RefSeq lists its product as uncharacterized. NCBI's taxonomy places the organism in Eukaryota, Metazoa, Arthropoda, Branchiopoda, Diplostraca, Daphniidae. The transcript is spliced from 8 exons. The record is from RefSeq and is a predicted model, not a curated record. The coding region runs from base 150 to 1298 and encodes 382 amino acids.